CUUUGUGUAAAAGUAUCAUUCAGCAAAAUGAAGUUUAUCGUAAUUCUAGCUGUGCUUUGCUUCUGCGUACAAGCAAGCCUGCAACAGAACUUUGUACAAAGCUUCAAUCAAGGUUUCGGACAAAGCUUUAAUCCGGGCUUCGGGCAAGGCUCAAAUCAAGGCUUCGGGCAAAGCUUCAAUCCGGGCUUCGGGCAAGGCUCAAAUCAAGGCUUCGGGCAAAGCUUCAAUCCGAGCUUCGGGCAAGGCUCCAAUCAAGGCUUCGGGCAAAGCUUCAAUCCAGGCUUCGGACAAGGCUUCAAUCCGGGUUUCGGACAGGGCUUCAAUCCAUGCUUCGGACAAAGCUUUAAUCCAGGCUACGGGCCAAACCAAGGAUGUCAAUGCAUGCAAGGUGGCGGUGGUGGAUGUGGCAGCAGUACCAAUCCUGAAAUUCUAAUUACACUUUAUAAAAUUAUGUUUCACCUAACAACUACGACAACUACCACAACAACUACUACAACAACAACUACAACAGCAGCACCAGCAGCCAAGAAAAAAUAAAAAAGUUCGGCUUUUGCGAAAAUGUUAUUUGGUUUAUUAAAUUUUUUGACAGUAAAU
Messenger RNA from Bradysia coprophila, 594 nucleotides. RefSeq lists its product as uncharacterized. The record is from RefSeq and is a predicted model, not a curated record. NCBI's taxonomy places the organism in Eukaryota, Metazoa, Arthropoda, Insecta, Diptera, Sciaridae.